AUGGCAGGGCUCGAUAACUGGGUUCUUCCUGGACUGGAAUCCACAAAUCAGCUUGGGACCUGGCAGCAAGCCCUAGGCACUGUUCUUGCUGCUGUGGUGCUUUGUCAUGUCACGUACAAUCUGUGUUUUCACCCGCUGGCAAAAUUCCCUGGUCCUUUUUGGGCGCGGGCAUCUCUGUUGUGGCGAUUCUGGCAUACAAUGCGCGGGCGCUCCCACCGCGUGAUUCAAGAUAUGCAUAGGAAAUAUGGCCCUGUCUUUCGCGUGUCGCCCAACGAACUCUCUUUUGCCUCGGCCGCGUCAUGGAAGGCUAUCUAUGGUUUCCCGCCGCCCGGCUCGGCGCACCUGAUCAAGGGCGAGUUCUACGAUGUCUUCGGUGGUGCCUAUAAAACAGGUUGUAUUGGAUCCGAACGCGAUCCAGCCACGCAUGCUCUCAAGAAGAAGAACUUGACUGCCGCCUUUUCAGCCAAAGCAUUAGCAGCUCAGGAACCCAUCGUCCAGGCUUGUCUUGACCGCUUCAUCAACAAGCUGGGCCCAUUGAGCAAAGAUAGCCGAGGCAAGGGUAUUGAUGUUGCCGUGUGGUUAGAGAUGGCAGCCUUUGAUAUUCUAGGAGAGAUGGGAUUUGGGGAGGGGUUUGGUUGCGUUGAGAAUGAAAAGCACCACCAGUGGAUGGAACUUAUCUUGAAACACCUUUUUGAGGUGACACUUGUCGAUAACCUCCGACGCAUCAAGAUUCUCGCCGCUAUCGGUCGAUGGUUAUUGCCUUCUCUCACCAUCGCCGUGAGAGAGGAGCAUGCCAUGUACAGCCGUGCCAAGGUGAACAAGCGUUUGGACGCACUGGAGCCGCGACAAGACUUCCUCACACAUAUUGUGAACAAGGUCCGGAGCGGUGAGGUCUCGCAAGAGGAAAUGACGGCUCACGCUUCGACUCUGAUAAUUGCGGGCGGCGAGACGACUGGAACGUGUCUGGCGGCCGCUGUCUACUACCUCCUCAAGACACCCGCUGCGCUGGAGAAGCUAGAAAAGGAGAUUUUGACACAGUACAAAUCAUACGAAGAGAUUAAUGCCACCUCGGCUAUGCAGCUACCGUACCUGCAAGCUGUCAUCAGCGAGGCGCUUCGUAUUCACCCGCCUGGGUCGCAGGGCUUCCCGCGUGUCUCUCCGGGGUGUGAAAUUGAUCAAGUCUGGGUUCCGAAAGGAACUGAGGUCUACACCAGCGCGUGGACCGUCACACAUGACCCCAGCUACUUUCACCAUCCUAUGUCGUUUCUGCCGGAGCGGUGGCUCGACGCUGAUUGUUCAGAUACCAAGGAAGCCAGUCAGCCUUUCUCUUUGGGUUAUCGGGCUUGUAUUGGCCGAAACUUCGCGUACCUGGAGAUGACAUCCUGUCUGGCCAAGAUGUUCUUCCGGUAUAAAUUAAGGCUGGUCAAUCCUGACCUUGACUGGGAGGCAACCUCGCGGUGCUAUGUGAUGUGGUGGAAAGCCCCAGUUCACGUGCUGUUCGAGGAGAGAAAUUAUAACACGGUGAAUUAG
This is a messenger RNA of Cryphonectria parasitica EP155, 1530 nucleotides long. RefSeq lists its product as uncharacterized. Bases 1 to 1530 code for a protein of 509 amino acids. The transcript has 7 exons. Gene Ontology annotation, molecular function: heme binding; iron ion binding; monooxygenase activity. Lineage: Eukaryota; Fungi; Ascomycota; Sordariomycetes; Diaporthales; Cryphonectriaceae. The record is from RefSeq and is a predicted model, not a curated record.